AUGAACUCGAAUCAAGACAUUGGCCUGGCAAGAAAGCAUAGCGGGCGAAAUGGGUCGUUCUGUGCUGCAAGAGAGUCGCGAGUCCGGUUCGGGACAGGACGAUUCAUCCACUUAAUUCCGCCGUUUCGUUCGAAAGAUGGUCUACAUUCGAUACAUACACAGCUUCCAUAUCUUGGAACAGCAUCGAGACCAAGACUAUACUGUUUCGUCUCUGCUUCCAUUCCGGCUGAAGAGGCAGACAUGGCGCCUCGGAAGACUCGUUCCAGGUCCCCCCACCCAGAAGAUCGAGCAUGGGUGAGCCAGACCAUGCGCAAGAGAGGCAUGACGGCGAUCAAGAAGAACUACCAGUUUGGCAAAGACUGCGGUACGAUCGCCGUGCUACUGUUCUACAACAAGAUCCAUGGAUUCUGGGACGGCUCAGUGUACACCCCGGACGGGGAAUCGCUGCCGGAAAACACGAACGACGUGAUUCACGAUAUUUGGCGGAGGCAGGUUGUGUCUAAUGGCGAGCUUGUUCUGCGGCCAGCGAGACAACGGAAGAAGGCGGCCAAUACGAAGCCAUGCCGAGUCACCAAACCAGCGCUGAAGCCAUCACCCCGUGUGCUCAGUCUUCGCAGCAGAGGUCGUCAGGGCGAUGGCACAUCAGGGCCUAGCGCCUCACCGACCCAGCCGCAAAUCAUCGUCGCCGGCGACGGCGAAUCCGAAGCCGAAGACGAUGGCGAGAAUAUCUGGGACGUUCCAGCCAGUCCAGCGCCGAGGGUGACCCGACGCCGGGGUCGUGACAAUGCUGGCCCCGGAGAGGCCGCGACAAGAAUCCGAAGGGAAGCACCCCUCGACGCUUGCGCGGAUCAUGGUGUUCGCGGUGUUGACAGUACCGAUGGUCAUAUCGACGGCAACGACAGCGGCAACGGCAACGGCGAAGAUGAUGACCAUAACCACGGUUACGGAGGCGGUGGCCGUCGUCGUGAGGUUCCCGAUCGAAGCGAGCCGGCGGAACUGAACAAUGCUGCCUCGAGUCAUCUUCAUGAUGAUGUACCAGAUGAUCAGCACAUCGUGAUGCCAUACACUUCUAUGGCAGACGAGGAUGCGGAAGGCGAGCCGUGGUAUGAGCCGACCGCACCCUUUGCUUCCAUGGCUAUGAAUGGCCAGUCGGAUGAUGCAGUCCAGCGUAGUCACGGCGAUGAGCCAGGAUCUGUCGAUCUGACGACGACGAUGGCAGAAGAUGACUGGAUGCAGUCGGCUAUGAUGGACUUUGGCCAAGUGACAGAUUUCCCUGGCGCACAUCACUGGGGUGACAUGCUGGAAUUUGAUCUAGACAACAUAGGCAUGGACAUGAACGUGGACUUGGGCAUGGACAUGAUGGAUCAACUUGACAACGGUCACCUGCCCAUCGAUAUGAUCCAUCUUCCCUCAGCCGACCCACAUGUCGUCCCUCAGGCUCCCAUCGAAGCCGAGGGAGGGCUGGGCGACGGUGGACUGGCGAAACGCGAUACCGACGCUAUUGCUGAUGCUGGUAAUGAUGCCGCAAAACUUACACAGUCCACGAUUGCGACAGCCAGCGACAGCCACCUGCCCUCCGCCCAGUCAAAGAGUGACAUUGAGAUGCAAGCGCGGACUCCAUCAGACGAGACUCAUCCCAGCCCGCGGUCGAUCGCUGCGACAGGUUGCCCUGACAGUUCGAAGCAUACCACGACGACGGCAGAGGACGGACCGCAGUCGGGUCACUUUGCUGGAAACCCGCUGUUAUCGAUCAUCACUAGAGCAUUGUCUCAGAUGAAUUGUUACGAGGAUGCUGGACCAGAUAUGAACAAUAAGACAAGUUGGCCAAUGGGAAGUCAGGGCAUGAUCGGUAUGCCGUCCGCGAUGCCGGCCUGUUGAGUAUGAACUUCAAGCGUACACCGGUCUUCUUGAUCGGUCUUCUCUGAUGUGCUCGUAGUUGUACUUUCUUUCUCCUCUCUUUUAUUCAUUCAAGAACGAAAAUGAAGAGGGCAGAAAAGGAACAGCACGAUAAGUUUUGAUGGA
Fusarium odoratissimum NRRL 54006 is the source of this 2022-nucleotide messenger RNA. RefSeq lists its product as uncharacterized. The coding region runs from base 1 to 1878 and encodes 625 amino acids. The transcript is spliced from 2 exons. The record is from RefSeq and is a predicted model, not a curated record. Lineage: Eukaryota; Fungi; Ascomycota; Sordariomycetes; Hypocreales; Nectriaceae.